Mangifera indica (mango) is the source of this 1955-nucleotide messenger RNA. Its product is annotated as magnesium/proton exchanger. Gene Ontology annotation, cellular component: membrane. The record is from RefSeq and is a predicted model, not a curated record. The coding region runs from base 346 to 1896 and encodes 516 amino acids. NCBI's taxonomy places the organism in Eukaryota, Viridiplantae, Streptophyta, Magnoliopsida, Sapindales, Anacardiaceae. Gene Ontology annotation, biological process: transmembrane transport; metal ion transport. The transcript is spliced from 9 exons.
UGAUGCCGUCAAACCUAAAUGGGUGAUUUCCUUAUGAAUAUGACCCUAAUGCUGAUCUCACCUGUCGCUCUCUGCGUUGUUAGAAUCCGAUAAUGAGAGCAGGGAGCAUGCCUUCUUCCCAGACUAAAGCAAUUAUGAGUCAUUUUCAAACAGUGUAAAAGUAAUCCUUAAAUCUCCACCAUAUUUGUAAAAAUCUCUUAUCCGUCUAUCUUUAUUUAUUUAUUCAGGGUUAUUAUUUUAGAACGGAAAAAUCAUUUACCUGUAGCCGGAGUUCAGUUCAGGUGAUUUUAUGCUUAUGCAAUUGGCUACAAACUUGUGCCACAACUUGAGACUGGCUGAUUAAAGAUGGCCUCUGUAUAUAAGCAAUUUGGACUUUCCAAUAUUUUGGGGCAUAAAAAAUGUGAUAGCUACCUGCUUUUCAGUGGUGAAACCUCUCUAGGAGAUGGAUUCCAGGCUUUCUUAUAUAUUGUUGGUCUUGCUUACUGUUUCAUUGGAUUGUCAUCUAUAACUGCUCAUUUUUUCCGUUCUAUGGAGAAUAUAGUGAAACAUUCGCGUAGGGUAGUAGAAAUAGAUCCUUGCAGUAAUGCCAAAAUUGUUAGAUAUGAAAAGGUAUGGAAUUAUGCUAUUGCAGACAUAACCUUGUUGGCCUUUGGAACUAGCUUUCCUCAAAUAUCUUUAGCUACUAUUGAUGCAAUACAAAACCUUGGAAGCUUAUAUGCUGGAGGUUUGGGUCCUGGAACGCUUGUUGGUUCGGCUGCAUUUGACCUGUUUCCUAUCCAUGCUGUUUGUGUUGUUGUUCCAAAGGCUGGAGAAUUGAAAAAAAUAUCUGAUAUAGGAGUUUGGUUGGUAGAGCUCUUUUGGUCUUUCUGGGCUUAUGUCUGGCUGUACAUAAUUUUAGAGGGAACUUUGAGCAAUGUGCUCUGGUGUAAUUCUUUGGAUUUGUAUGUUGAAGGUAUGGACUCCAAAUGUGGUUACAGUUUGGGAGGCCCUGUUGACGGUAUUGCAAUUUGGGUUACCUCUGAUGCAUGCUUAUGCUCAAGACAAACAGCAAGAAGUGAGAGGCCAGAGGACUGGGUGCCUGAAGAGGCAGCUUCAUGUAAAGAUGAAAACAAUGUUUAUGAUGGCUACGCUGGAAUAUGUCAAGAUGGUUCAGCGUAUCAAAAAAUAACAGGAUCUGAAGAUGAUGCUGAAUCCUCCAAUGAACCUUUUGAUAAGGAGAUCAACAGAGACACUCCUAGUGUGGUUGCACUAUGGAAACAACAAUUUGUGGAUGCACUCAUGCUGGAGAACCAAGAAUCAAGUAAAUUGAACAAUUUGUAUCUAUGGUUAGCAAGAAUAUUUUGGCAAUCUCUUCUUGUGCCGUGGAGACUUCUGUUUGCCUUUGUGCCUCCGUAUCAUAUUGCUCAUGGGUGGAUUGCCUUCAUAUGCUCUCUACUUUUCAUCAGUGGAAUAGCUUACAUUGUAACACAACUCACUGAUCUCAUAAGCUGUGUCACAGCAUUAGCAGCUGGAACUUCAUGGCCAGAUUUAGUGGCAAGUAAGAUUGCUGCUGAACGACAGAUAACAGCAGACUCAGCUAUAGCAAAUAUUACUUGCAGCAAUUCUGUGAACAUAUAUGUGGGCAUCGGCAUUCCAUGGCUGAUUGACGCUGCAUACAAUUUCAUCGCAUAUGGGGAACCAUUGACAAUAAAGAAUGCAGAGGGACUCAGUUUCUCUUUGCUUGUAUUCUUUUGUUGUUCAGUGGGUUGUAUUGGUGUUCUGGUGUUUAGGCGUCUGACACUGGGUGCAGAGCUUGGAGGGCCAAGGUUUUGGGCUUGGGUUACCUCUGUGUUCAUCAUGUUGCUUUGGAUUAUAUUUGUUGUGCUCUCCUCACUCAGAGUUUCUGGAAUCAUAUAAGAAAAAUUGUUACCUUCAAACUUAAUCCUAUAUAUAUUUUUUAUUUUUUAUUUUCCAUA